Molecule: messenger RNA, 3677 nt
Organism: Physeter macrocephalus (sperm whale)
Lineage: Eukaryota; Metazoa; Chordata; Mammalia; Artiodactyla; Physeteridae
Gene: RBMX
Product: RNA binding motif protein X-linked
Exons: 11
Coding region: 168-1343 (391 amino acids)
Biological process (GO): positive regulation of mRNA splicing, via spliceosome
Cellular component (GO): spliceosomal complex
Molecular function (GO): RNA binding
Source: RefSeq, a predicted model, not a curated record
CUGUCUCCUUUGUUCGCCCUCGUUGCGCAGUAGUGCGAGUGGCUUUUCGUUUCCUUUCUCGGGACCGAUCACCCUCCCGUGUGCUGAGCUGCUCGGAAGCCGCUGCCGGCGAGCUCGUAGGAGCUUGAAACCGUCGUCACCCCUCCGACUGUCACCAGAGGGAAAAAAUGGUUGAAGCAGAUCGCCCAGGAAAGCUCUUCAUCGGUGGCCUCAAUACGGAAACAAAUGAGAAAGCUCUUGAAGCAGUAUUUGGCAAAUACGGACGAAUAGUGGAAGUUCUCUUGAUGAAAGAUCGUGAAACCAACAAAUCUAGAGGAUUUGCUUUUGUCACCUUUGAAAGCCCAGCAGAUGCUAAGGAUGCAGCUAGAGACAUGAAUGGAAAGUCCUUAGAUGGAAAAGCCAUCAAGGUAGAACAAGCCACUAAACCAUCAUUUGAAAGUGGUAGACGUGGACCACCUCCACCUCCAAGAAGCAGAGGCCCUCCAAGAGGCCUUAGAGGCGGAAGAGGAGGAAGUGGAGGAACCAGGGGACCUCCCUCACGUGGAGGACACAUGGACGAUGGUGGCUAUUCCAUGAAUUUUAACAUGAGUUCUUCCAGGGGACCACUUCCAGUAAAAAGAGGACCACCGCCACGAAGUGGGGGUCCUCCUCCUAAAAGAUCUGCCCCUUCAGGACCAGUUCGCAGCAGCAGUGGAAUGGGAGGAAGAGCUCCUGUAUCACGUGGAAGAGAUAGUUAUGGAGGUCCACCUCGAAGGGAACCCCUGCCCUCUCGUAGAGAUGUUUAUUUGUCCCCAAGAGAUGAUGGAUAUUCUACUAAAGACAGCUAUUCAAGCAGAGAUUACCCAAGUUCUCGUGAUACAAGAGAUUAUGCACCACCACCAAGAGAUUAUACUUACCGUGAUUAUGGUCAUUCCAGUUCACGUGAUGACUAUCCAUCAAGAGGCUAUAGUGAUAGAGAUGGCUAUGGUCGUGAUCGUGACUAUUCAGAUCAUCCAAGUGGAGGUUCCUACAGAGAUUCAUAUGAGAGUUAUGGUAACUCACGUAGUGCUCCACCUACACGAGGGCCCCCGCCAUCUUAUGGUGGAAGCAGUCGCUAUGAUGAUUACAGCAGCUCACGUGACGGAUAUGGUGGAAGUCGAGACAGUUACUCAAGCAGCCGAAGUGAUCUCUACUCAAGUGGUCGUGAUCGGGUUGGCAGACAAGAACGAGGGCUUCCCCCUUCUAUGGAAAGGGGGUACCCUCCUCCACGAGAUUGCUACAGCAGUUCAAGCCGCGGAGCACCAAGAGGUGGUGGCCGUGGAGGAAGCCGAUCUGAUAGAGGGGGAGGCAGAAGCAGAUAUUAAAAACAAACAAAACUUUGGACCAAAAUCCCCGUUCAAAGAAACAAACAAAAGUGGAAACUAUUCUAUCAUAACUACCCAAGGACUACUAAAAGGAAAGAUUGUGUUACCUUUUUUAAAUUUCCUGUUAAGUUCCCCUUCCAUAAGUUUCAUGUUCUUGUGAGGAAAAAGAGUAAAACAUGUUUAAUCUUUGAUUUUAUGACAUUGCUUUCAACAAGCAAAUGUUAAGUGUGUUAAGACUUGUGUACUAGUAUUGUAAUUUUCCAAGUAAAAGUGUCCCUAAAGGCCAAUUUCUAUACGAUUUUCCCCAGUAAAUGAUGAGGCAAGCAAUUCUAAGAUCUUUCACAAAAUAUCUAUUCAUCUAAAAUGGAGAGAUGAAUCCUCCUGCCUAUACAAACAAGCUAGUUAUUAGAGGGUGGUCGGGGUAUGCUACUCUUAGGAUUUCAGAGUGUCUUCAAACUGAAAUCUCAAUGUUCUCAGUAUGAAAAACCUGAGAUCAGAUGCUUAUAUUGUAAGGAAAAUGCUAUUCGCCCAGUAAACCCAAAAAAGCAAAUGGAUAGUGCUGGCCAUAUUUUGCUUUUCUGACAUUUCCUUGGGAAUCUACAAGAACCUCCCCUUUCCCCCUCCCCAAUAAGACCAUUUAAGUGUGUGUUAAGCAACUACAGAAUACUAAAUAAAAAGUUUGGCCAAAACCAACCAUGAAGCUGCAAACGAUGCUUGCUCUUACUGUUUCAAAUUUUUGCAACUCUGUAGUGUCUCACUUUUAAGGAACAGCUUGAUUGCAAAGGAGAAAAUAGAUAAGCAAUGAAGUUAUCUCCAACUUCUCAAAGGCUUAUGACUUCUAAAAAGUGAAUCUAUCAGCAUUCCACAUCAGAUUUAAAGCAUCAAAUGCCUGUGAAACAGCAAAGAUGGUUGAGAAUUUUGGUCAUGGUCAUGAUGGUCAUGGAGUGCUGAUUGAUUCACAAUAGAUAAAGCUGGCAGCAAGAGAAAUGCAAUGCUAAGAGUUGUUGAAGCAGAAGAAUGCUGAUUGUCCUUAAGGCACAACAGUUGCAUAAGCAGUACCCAUCAGAAUUGGUUUGGUGCAGACAAGAUUUUUGCCUUCCAGGGUUCCUGUGGAUCUAAGGAAGGCAUCAACGUUGGUUAGCACUUUUAACUAGGGAGUGGCAGUUACUUAAAAUAAUUGACCAGAUGGAGAAAGGGGAGCAAUUAAAGAAAUUGGUAAGUGGAGGUAGUCAGGAAGUUUUCAUGGUUCUUUAUGUAGAUUUUACAGCUUUGACUUUCGUUUCCUUUAGCCAAAGUCAUAGGGACAACUGCAAUUUAGAACUUCCUAAUUACCACUGAUUGUCAGAAAGUCGGAUUAGAAAAAUGAAAGGCAUAAGAGGGGACUUUAUCCAAUAAAGUGUCUGAUUUUCAGCAGGUCAAAUAUUUCUUUGUGUUAGUUUAUCCAGGAGUGAGAUUUAGUCUUAAAACUAAAGGGAAGACUAAUACCUGCAAACUGAAGUAACUGGAAACAUAUAAAAUGCUCAGAAGCACACUUAUUAAAAACUGGAAACAAAAUUGGGCCAUUUGGCUUUUGCUAUUUUUUUUUUAAGUUGUUUUGUAAGCCUACUUUACCCCUCAUCCCACUUCAUGUCUUAGAAACAAAUCAAGAUACAGUACAGCUUUGUCAUUUAUUGCAUUGGAGACUAGAGCCAAUAGUGUAAAAGCUAAUGUUCUCAAAGUAAACAGAUUUGAGUUGUUGGGUUAGAAGAAACCAACUCACCUUCUGAAUUUUUACCUAGUAAAUAUCAGUACUAUCACGUUUAACAUUUGCAAUCAUGGAAAAUAAUCAAGAAAUUUAACCCUCAUUUUGAUGGGCUCUUCUAAUCACAGACCAUCAGGGUAUUGACCAAAUUUUAAAAAAACAUCGCACUUACAUAGCUGUCUUCCUCAGUCAUUCUGUAAUCUAAAUACUUGGGUUUAUGCUUCCGUGGACCUUUUGGCUCUUGAGAUUUUAUUUAGGUUAUCUUGAAGAUAGUGUAGAACAUAGAGAUUAAUCAUAGUAAACAUGAAUACUAAAUUGAAGAACACCUAAUGACCAGACAGCUGUUUGGCAAAUAGUUUGUUGACCCAGCAGACUUAAUUCUGCUCCUGUUGGAAAAAGAAUCUGUCUUGAUUCUUCUGGCUUUAUACUGGUUGUGAAAGAAACAGAAUAACAUGUUUUUCUUGUUUAACUGGUAGUUGAAUAUAGAAUUUAGGUAUAAUGGUUUUUUCUCUUUUUGGAAUGUUUUGUAUUUGAACCUUAAUAAAACUUAACAUGCAUUUUUCUUGUGGCCCUGGGUUCUUUUUUAUAAUAAG